AUGGAGCUACGCGCUGUUCCCAGCCUGGACAUGUCGGAGCUGCAGGGCGGCGGUGGCGCAGGUGGAGACGGCGGGGACGGUCCGUGCUCCGAGGAGGACAGUUACGAGAGUUUACCGCAACACGCUUCCUUCAGCACGCACCUGACGGCCGGAGCGGUGGCGGGAGUGCUCGAGCACACGGUCAUGUUCCCGGUGGAUUCCGUUAAGACACGCAUGCAGAGUUUGCAGCCAGACCCGAAGGCUCAGUACCGCAGUGUGUACGGGGCUCUGAAGCGCAUUGUCAGAACUGAGGGCCUCAUGCGACCCCUGAGGGGCCUUAACAUCACAGUGCUGGGUGCCGGCCCAGCCCACGCUCUUUACUUUGCUUGCUAUGAGCGUAUGAAGCGUAGCCUCAGUGACGUCAUUCAGAACGGCGGCAACAGCCACAUCGCCAACGGAGUGGCAGGAAGUGUAGCCACGGUGCUCCAUGAUGCAGUUAUGAACCCUGCUGAAGUGGUGAAGCAGCGCAUGCAGAUGUAUAACUCCCCCUACCGAGGCCUAUGCGACUGUGUAAUGACUGUGAGUCGGAACGAGGGCCUGGCUGCAUUUUACCGCAGCUACAGCACACAGCUCGCCAUGAACAUCCCAUUCCAAGCUCUGCACUUCAUGACCUACGAGGUCCUGCAGGAGCACCUCAACCCAGAUCGCCAGUACAGACCAGGUACGCACGUGGUAUCGGGAGCGGUAGCUGGCGCCGUAUCUGCUGCACUAACUACACCGCUCGACGUCUGCAAGACUCUUCUGAACACGCAGGAGAACGUGGCGCUGAACUCAGCCAGAGUCAGUGGGCACCUUUCAGGCAUGGCCAAUGCUUUUAGGACGGUCUACAGGCUGGGUGGCAUCCCCGCCUUCUUUAAGGGGGUCCAGGCUAGGAUUAUAUACCAGAUGCCCUCGACGGCCAUCGCGUGGUCCGUGUACGAGUCCUUUAAGUACUUCCUGACCCAGCAUGAGGACAGGAGGAAUCCUACAUGAUUUUAAGCUGUGGUGCUGGUGCCACCCACAGCCCAAUCUUCAGGACGAGAUUAGCACCAAACCUAGAGGAUGUCCACCAUAAGAGGCAUGGCAUAAGAGUUUUUCUGCCUUUUCUUUAAUACAUUUAAUGUUAAAUUGUAACGAUGGAGCAGAUAAAUGGGAAAGAUGCCAACCUGUGACAGAACGGUCUUGUCACAGAUGGUCUUGUCAUGAUGUUUUUGGUUCAGUUUGUACUGAAUGAUUUAUUUAUUUGAAGGAUUCAGUGCUGUUACAAGCAGGAAUUUAUAUCUAAGCAAAACGGCCGCAAAUAAACA
Molecule: messenger RNA, 1325 nt
Organism: Trichomycterus rosablanca
Lineage: Eukaryota; Metazoa; Chordata; Actinopteri; Siluriformes; Trichomycteridae
Gene: slc25a37
Product: solute carrier family 25 member 37
Exons: 4
Coding region: 1-1011 (336 amino acids)
Biological process (GO): iron import into the mitochondrion
Cellular component (GO): mitochondrial membrane
Molecular function (GO): ferrous iron transmembrane transporter activity
Source: RefSeq, a predicted model, not a curated record